Batrachochytrium dendrobatidis JAM81 is the source of this 906-nucleotide messenger RNA. RefSeq lists its product as uncharacterized. The annotation marks the transcript as partial. Gene Ontology annotation, cellular component: cytosol; nucleus; cytoplasm. The transcript has 7 exons. Gene Ontology annotation, biological process: negative regulation of cytoplasmic translational initiation in response to stress; regulation of translational initiation by eIF2 alpha phosphorylation. The record is from RefSeq and is a predicted model, not a curated record. NCBI's taxonomy places the organism in Eukaryota, Fungi, Chytridiomycota, Chytridiomycetes, Rhizophydiales. Gene Ontology annotation, molecular function: eukaryotic translation initiation factor 2alpha kinase activity; ATP binding.
CGAUAUGCUUCAGACUUUGAUGAGUUUGAACAACUUGGUAGAGGUGGGUUUGGACAAGUGGUCAAGGCCAGAAAUUGUCUUGAUGGAGCAUUUUAUGCCAUUAAAAAGGUCCGGAUGAACCCAAAAGAUCAAGAAAGAAGUGAUCGUUUAUUACGAGAAGUUCAGACUCUAUCGCGUCUUCACAACGAAUAUGUAGUCCGCCAGCCUACUAGUGUUGGUACAAUACCAAAAAGAAGCACGAUAAAGUCAAAAAAUCCCCAAAACCGCUGUACAGUUAUUCUAUACAUUCAAAUGGAAUACUGUGAAAAGCAGACAUUGCGUGAUGUUAUUGAUGAAGGCUUGGACGAGAAAAAUUCUUGGAGAUUGUUUCGCCAGAUUUUGGAAGGUUUAGGCCAUAUUCAUGCACAAGGAAUUAUACAUCGAGAUCUCAAGCCUAGUAAUGUGUUUUUGGAUCGAAACAGAAAUGUCAAGAUUGGGGACUUUGGUCUUGCAACGGCUCGACGUGAUGCAUCAAUUUCAGCCAAAAAUAUUUUAGAACAGUUUAACUCGGUGGAUGAUAUUUCCUUGACAAACGAAAUUGGCACGCCAGUGUAUGUUGCACCAGAGAUUUUGGGAGAAACUGGAAGGUACAAUUCCAAAGUAGACAUGUAUUCUUUGGGUAUACUUUUUUUCGAGAUGAUAUACCCAUUGAAUACUGGAAUGCAACGCGCACAUGUUCUUCGUGAACUGCGAGCUCCAUCAAUUAUUUUUCCAAAAGACUUUGAUUACGACACCUUUGAACAUCAGAGCGAAAUUAUCAAGCAACUCUUGCGCCAUAUUCCAAAAGAACGACCGUCAUGCAUGCAGCUACUUCAAUCUCCGCUUGUUCCCACUCAAGUUGAAGAAGAGUAUAUUAAUGAGGAACUU